UGUACAUGCACGCUCCGACUGAUGCCGCAGUUCUGCACGACACGGAAGCCUUUUCACGCAGAACAUGCGUUGCUUUUGGCCGGAAGUUUUGAAAGGUCUUAUGUGUCCCCGUACACUUUUACUUGCCGCACGUACAUGUACGUUGAGGUUUAAAAGCUACCUUCCAGUGUUGAGUUCAAGCUGAAUGUCUUAGCGCUGGAUUAAAUGUGCGUUCAUGAUUCGACGGUCAGCUGCCACCUAAGCCAAUGACAUGUUUCCACUCGCAAUGACGUCACGUAAGAGUCAGCCAUUUAUUUGCCUCAUCUUUCUCGCUGCUUAUCUGUAUUUGGCACCGGCUCACUACGUCCCCUGCUAUCAAACCCCUUGCCAAACGCUUGCCACAAAACAUCCGACUGUUACAAAUGUAGAAAGUGAAGGGAAGAAGCAAACAAGCACCGAUGUCACCAGCCACGGCGAUCUUUCUCUCACUACGAUGACCGGCAGUGCAUCUCUUAUUGACACCACUGGUCGUAUAGAAGCAGAUGAGGUUGAAGAUACUGCUCGCAUUCAUCACACCACUGCCGAUGCUAUAAAUACUGAUACUUCUAUCAGUAUCAAUAACUUAACUGACUUUGAUGUCGCCAUAGUUACCAACACUACAGAUGAUUUAAAACACACUGCAGCGAUCGAUAGGACAACAUCUAUCAUCAACGACUUUUCCCAAAAGAACGAAAGCAUGUCACGAUUGACAACUGACACACCUGACAACUUCGACAGGGCUACAAGCUGGGAAAGCUCUAAGACAGUCACAGAUAACCAGAACGGUCUCAUUGUAACUACAUCUUCUGUUGCAGACACCUUUAAGCAACUCAACACUCCUGAGAGAAUCGGCACAGUUUCGAGUGUCACACCCACGAUCCGAGCAGAUGUCCUGAGUUCCGCAUAUUUCGAUACCACUAGUCCGCCAUUUACGUCAGCCAGUGCCCACAAAAUCCAACAACCUUCGCUCACUCCCUCAAGCCCCCUGGAAAAUUUGUACUCCCCAGUCUUCUAUGAGGAUAUUUACUAUGCUGACGUAAGCGAACAUGCUCCCGUCGGUACAGUUCUCCUGAUGGUGCAGGCGUUGGACUGGGAUGACGGAGGUGCCGGCGAGAUCACAUACAACAUAUCCAACGGGGCAGAGGAUAUGGGCGGCUUAACGGAUUUCGCCGUGCAUCCGGUGACUGGGGUGGUUGCCGUUGUUGGGGACUUGGAUCGAGAGGCUAAAGGCGUGUACAUGAUUAAUUUGACUGCAACGGAUCAAGGAAAACCAGCAAGGAGUGCUGAGGCCCAGCUGCAAAUCACUCUCUUGGAUGUGAACGACAACGCACCAGUAUUUGUUACGAACAGAUACGAAAUUGUGGUAGACGAGAACACGUACGUAAUGAGUCGCGUACUUCGCGUGAUUGCAACGGACAAUGAUAUAGGCACAAACGGUGUUGUAACCUACAGACUAUCUGGAGACUACAGAAACACCUUUUCCAUCGGUGAAAGAAGCGGGCUUAUCCGUACCCAGCGUUCUUUGGACCGCGAACGGGUAGCAUCGUACAAUUUCCAGGUCAUUGCGUCGGAUCAAGGCACGCCUACACUUCAAACGUCUGUUGAGGUCAUGGUCCUUGUGGGAGACGUCAACGACAACCCACCUAAGUUCCCCAGCACCACUUUCCACCUCAAUGUGACCGAGAACAACCUACCCUUCGGUCUGAUUGGAAAAGUCACCGCCACCGACGCAGAUGAGGGCCCGAACGCGGUCGUGACCUACGCAUUCGUGCAGCAGCGGGCACCGCAGAGGUACUUCCAGAUCGAGCGGAGCACGGGAAUAGUACACGCUCUGUACAGCUUUGACCGCGAGGAAAGAUCUGAGUACCAGGCGGUCAUCCGUGCGUUCUCUGGGAAGCUCUUCACGGACGUCCACCUUGUAGUCCACAUCCACGACAUUAAUGACAAUUCACCCACUGUGCCGUCAACUCAGGGAAUCUUCUAUAGCUUCUACGCUGGAUAUGAUGGUUGCAAUGCUAUCGGGAAAGUAGGUGCACUAGAUAAGGACAGCGGGGACUCCUUAAUUUUCCGUCUCGUUGAAAGAGACAAAAGUGCCGCUGGAGUCAAAGAAAGAAGAAAAACACCGAUGAAUGUCUCAGAGAGGAAUUCUGUCCACGUUCUAGGAAUGAACUUCACCUUGGAUGCCAACACGGGAAUGAUUCAUGCGUGCCACCAGCCGGCUCAGCUCGACCGUAUACCGUCCACAGUGCAACUGAGGAUCGAAGUUUCUGAUGGCCUCCAUAGCAACAUCUGCAGCAGCAUAAUUUAUCCAUCACCAGUCACAGAUCUAUCGCUCAGUCACUGCAUGUUGCUGCGGCUUCGCAUCCGUUCAGACAUCCAGACUUUCCUGUCAAGGUACAGAGAGUUCGUGUCCGCCGUUGCUCGAGUAUUCAGGACGACGGGCGAACUCGUGACCCUCGUUAUUCGAGGGGGCUUUGCCAGACCGUCCAAUGGUGUAGCCAACCCACCAGAACCUCUCAGGGCCCUCCUAGCCGUCAGGCGCCGGGACAAAAGCGUCGUACCGCCAAACGAGCUCCGGUCACUGGUCUACUUGGAGUCAGAGCAGCUACAGGUCUUUGCGGACAUUUUGCCAGACCCCGUGCGACCACAGUGCCGUCUAGUGCCGACCAUGCACGCCGGCGGAGCCAGCAUAGUAUCAGAGGUGGCCCUGGGAUUAUCUUACACUGCUUUCAAUGUGAGCUUCAGAGCCAAUUGUGAGGCAGCUGGAAGGUCUUACAAUUGUGGAGUGGAAACGUGUAGCAUUUACGAAGAAUGCAUUAGUCAAGGUGAAAAUCGACGACAGGCACCCGAAUAUAGUUGCAGGUGUUUAUUUGUCGGUACCACGAACUGUCAGCCUCCCUUCGCAACCAUGAAUUGCUCCGAAGCGGUUUGCAACCACCGUGGAUCAUGCGUGGUUGACGAUGCAGGAGAGGUUAACUGCUUUUGCAGGGACCAGGGCAGAUAUGACGGCCCACGCUGUCAGAUGACUACCCGUACUUUCAAGGAAGGCUCUUACCAGGCACACAUGCCUCUGGGUCGAGUUUUGAGGGAGUUUCACAUAUCACUCAGAUUCAAGACAGUGCGACCCAACGGCCUCCUCCUGUACAACGGUCAGCUGGGCGGGAGGGGCGAGUCCGUGGCACUGCAGAUCCUGGGCGGCAUCUUGCACUUCAGGAGGUCCGGCAGGGCGGAUGCCGGCAGCGGUGGUACUAGCGCAUCUGUUGCCAGGAAUGUCAGCGAUGGGGCGUGGCAUGACGUCUACAUCAAUCACUCCGGCGGGAAUGUUGUGAUGGGAAUAGACAACUGCACCUCAGCGGCGGCCGCCUGGAACGUGAGUUAUGCCGACUCGUCUUGCCUAGGAAUUGGUGUGCAGAGGAAAGUCCCGCGGGCCAAGUUCCUGAACCUCAAUGGGCCACUUUUUCUAGGGGGCAUUCCAUCGUUCGUGAGCGCUGGCCACGUGACCUCGGCCCAUUUCAUCGGCUGUCUCAACAUGGUCCAAUUCAACUCGGCCAUAAUCGACCUCUCAAAUAGACUCAAGAAUGUCGGCACGUCGCCCCGCUGUAAUGAAGAAAGCGACUCUUCCGAGACUUCGGUUACUAGAGUCAAAGUUCCUCGUACGGUCAGAUCCCUGUCAGUGCGUCCGCGGAAACGAACGCUGGUUGUCAAGUGGAUCCCACCCAAAGACAAGUCGGAAGAAGUGAUUGGUUACCAGAUCUCCUACGUCGAAGUGAAUGAAAAUGAUGAUCCAAUAUCGGCCACCAGGUCAGUGAUUAUCAACGGGGCUACCCAGCGAACCUACACUAUCGAGCGGCUCAGUACUGGCACGCGUUACCUGGUAACAAUAAGGGCUUUCUCUGCUGUUGGCUUCGGAGAGUCCGCACGCGACUUUGUGGUGACGAAAAGCAGCAAACCCGGCAAUUAAUAUCUGUCAGAACAUGGGGACUACCCUCUUAACAUACAUCAGUAUGGCUUCUUACUGCUUACUGAAAUAAUAAGCUAACUGCCGGAGGCCAUAUAUCAUAGCUCUUCCAACCUGUCAAAUCUAAGCCGUGUACUUAUCCUGUCCACAUAUCCAUUCUCUGAACCGUUUGAUCAUAAUGGAAAUUUUUCUUGUUUAAAUUACAUGUACUUUAAAAUUACUUUAACUGUAUGUUAAAGUUACAGAUUCUCAUGUUGAAUGAAUAAUCAUGUUUAUACAAAAUUGAAAUGUUUCUGUUUGCACGCACAACAUCACCGACAGACCUAUAGGUUUGGUCAAGAGUGAGCAGUUGAGAGUGCACGAUACAUUUCGGUAGUGUGGACACUCCAAAGUCCCACAACCCGGCAAUAUAAAUCGUUACCUUACAAAGGAACGAAGUCCUUAAACCAGGUGGUGCCUGUCAUUGAACUGUUCAGAUUUAAUUGAUUUCUAAAACAUUCAUGGACUUCAGGUCUCUUGUAGGCCUACAUUAGUAUUCACUGCACACGUAUGUCGCCAAUGGUAAUGCGCGUCACUGAAAAUUUAUUGUUUGGAGUCUUAUCAACCUGUCGUCUAUAGACCUUUUUCACCCACGUGACUAAAUCUAAACAAUACCACCACGUGUGGACAGCCUUGGCCACGGUGAUCGCAUAAUUUAUAUUCCUACAGGCAGUUUCAACCAUGUGCAAGCGCAUGUGCGAACGCUGCAUGCUUGACUAGUUUAUCUUGAAUAGGUAAAUUACCAUUACAACACUAUGCACUCAUUAUCAUCGCAAAACAUCAUAGGUCCUUCACGAUCGUGACAUCACGGGAAAAAGGUCUAUAUAGGGCCUAUUAAUUAUUAAUAAUGCCAAAGUCCUUUCCAUCAGCAACCGAAGGUUAAAUUCAGUCACCCAGUUCAUCAGCCAAGGGAUUUUCUGUUGUAACUGAACCUGAAAUAUUGAGCUCACUAUCACAGUUCGUACCCGAGAUUUGCUCAGCGACUGCCAUUUUACCCAGUCAGUAAACACCCAUAAUAUAGAAUAUCAGUUCAAACAAAUCAAACGUUUGCCGACUCUAUUGGCAUCACAUUACUCAGGUACAAUCCAUCUUUCAACACCAAAGGUAGUGGAACAUCCUAAGAAUCGAUUUGCAUGUUCUGCUAAAUGAGGGUAUAUUCAAUGUAACACAGAGAUGUAUCCCAUUCGCACUGGGGCAGUGCCUCUCUCAAUACAUACGCUGAAAGUCGAUAUACAUGAAUGAACAGUAUCUGGAAUUGUUAAAUUGCUCUGACCCACCUCUGCAAAAUGUUACGUUUGCGAAAUUGCAUUUCAUCUCUCGUUCAGCGGUGCAUGCAACUUCUGGUGUGUGUGUGUGGGGGGGUUCAAAAUCGGUUACAACUUCGGGCUGAUUCAACAUGAUGCUGGCGAGAGAAGAAAUCAAACGCCUUAAGCCGCCUCUCUGUGUGCGCGUCAACACUUGCGCCAAGCGUUGUGUGUCUAUUUGAAUCGCUCCCAGGCGAUUUUGACGACUGCAUGCAACGCACUCGUGUUAUGUUGGAGUCGAUUUUUGUGUCCGUGAAAGUGAAACGCAUGAACGCAUCGUGUACGUAACGCAAGCAAACACCCCCCCCCACCGGGUAUAUGGAAAGGUGUUUGUUUCGUGGUAUUGUUUUCUUAGGGUUAUGGUGCUAAUAAUUGGUAAAUAAGAUAUUUAUAUUAAUAGUUGAUUGUAACAAAACCCGUCGGAGUGCAAGUUGCCCCAUGCUAGAUACACCA
Messenger RNA from Acanthaster planci (crown-of-thorns starfish), 5772 nucleotides. Its product is annotated as cadherin EGF LAG seven-pass G-type receptor 1-like. NCBI's taxonomy places the organism in Eukaryota, Metazoa, Echinodermata, Asteroidea, Valvatida, Acanthasteridae. Gene Ontology annotation, cellular component: plasma membrane. Gene Ontology annotation, biological process: homophilic cell-cell adhesion. Gene Ontology annotation, molecular function: calcium ion binding; protein binding. The record is from RefSeq and is a predicted model, not a curated record.